AUGUGCUUGAUUGGGAACUUGCGUGACCGCGAAGGUGCCCACUUCAAGUUGUUUCUUACACCGAUGGCGGGGUUUGGACAUGCAACUCUCGAGACUCAUUUCUCCUUUGAACCAGGCUAUGUGAAUCUAAAUCAUGGAUCAUUUGGCUCUCUACCGCGCCCUGUCGCUGAGGCAUGUAGUGCUCUCGAACGACAGAGUGCAGCGAAUCCAGACCGUUGGUUUCGUGCUUUCUACCGGCCAGCGCUUUGUGAUGUCCGGCGACGACUGGCGGAAAUGAUUGGUGUCGAAACAGAAGAGUGUGUAUUGCUGCACAAUGCUUCUCAUGCUAUCUCGACAGUAUUGUGGAAUAUCCAAUGGAAAACGGGCGACGUCAUUGUCCUGCUAAACACCACUUACAACUCAGUCGUCAGUACGGCGGAAUAUUUGACUGACCGACCCACGGGUUUCGCUCCCAUAAUCUCCACUCUUACGCUCGGCCCAUUCCCCACUACCCCAACGGCACUGCUAACUCAAUUUCGAAACCAUCUUCGGAGUAUUUCACGAGUUUCGCCUACUCAACGCAUAGUUGCAGUAAUUGACAGUAUCACUUCCCUCCCGGCCCUGCUCUUGCCGUGGCAGGAAAUGGUGGCUAUCUGCAGAGACGAAGGUGUGCUCAGCGUAGUCGACGCAGCACACAGCAUUGGGCAGGAGAUGGAUCUCAACCUGACGGUGGUUGGACCCGACUUUUGGACUUCUAACUGUCAUAAAUGGCUUUUUGCCAAACAAUCUUGCGCAGUGCUAUAUGUUCCUCGACGCAACCAGCACAUGAUUCAAUCAAGCUUUCCUACGUCCGCUUCCUACAUCCCCACCAGCCGCCGCUCGAGCGGUGGAUUCACCAAUCUCGUAGAACAAUUUGAAUGGAAUUCGACAGUGGACUUUGUCCCAUUCCUCAGUGUCGCCGCAGCACUUGACUUUAGACAGUCGAUUGGCGGAGAACAGCGGAUUAAUGACUAUUGUCGCAGACUUGCAAAGACGGGGAAAGAACGGCUGGCGGACAUUCUAGGGACCGGUGACAAGACCUUGAGUGAGGAUGGCGCAAUGGAGUUGAACAUGGUCAAUGUUGCGCUGCCCAUUCCCCCCAUUCUCGCCCAUUCUGAAUAUGAGUCGGCGAUCUUGGCCGCUACAACCACCAAGCUGCUCGACGCCAGUGUUUUCGUGAAGAUUUUCCUUUUCCAGGACGUGUGGUGGGCAAGAGUGAGUGCACAAAUCUUCAACGAGAUUUCGGACUUUGAGAAGGUCCACUAUAAGUGGCACCCACGCUCUUUUAAUCCUGUCCUCUCUCUCGGAGUCGACCGCCAAAAGGACCGUCACCGAACCGGUCAGCCUCAGGCUCAGUCUCCCCGACCACGUCGUGCUGCACCUGCAAAGCGCGAUUUGUUGCUCACGGCUAUCAGCAACUCAGUAUCGGGCUCUUUCCACUCAUCUGAGCUACUCAACACGGGAAUGCCAAACAGUCCUGCACCUUCUACCUCACUUCCGGGUGGCAACUCGCAGAACAGCAAUAACAACAUCAUUCCGACGGGCCGCACCUCCUCGUUCCAGUUCUCAUCCCACGGCAGCGAAAAUCUAUACGCGGAUGUCACCGAACUUCGCAAAGCCGUCUCCGUCGAACUCUCUGGGACUUGGGUCUUCGAAGAGGCCUCCCAGGAGAACCCGUUGCAUCAACGUCUCUGCGACAAGCUUGAUGCCACCCACCCAGAGUUGCAUGAAAAGGUGAAGGAUUGGCUUCACAAAUACAGGGGUUACAACAACAAAACGAAGGAAUGGAAGGCAAUUCCACAAGACCAGUCGUCAGAGAAAGCUCUCUACGAACCAAUAAGACAAAUCAUCGACGACAUCGUCGUUAGAUUUCAAAACGACAAAUCGAAGGCGAAAGUCCGAAACAGGAAGCCGAAGCUCACUCGCAAAGUCAUCAUCACCGCCAACGAAAAAUUCAAGCACCACAUCAGUGAUGGCGUGAUCCCCACCUCAAUCAAGUCGUGUUUCGACAUUGGCAUUUUCGGGACUGGACCUUCAGCCGCCUCCGAGCUCGAACUUCCGGAGCCGCCGUCCUAUGAAGAUGUGGCGACGCCGGUAGAAAUAAAAAAGGAUGAUGGUGACGUCCUGGAGGUUGCCAAAUCGCCUGACGUUCAGGAGCAAAUCGCCGUCUAUGCUCGCGAGGUGCUUGUUCAGCAACCGAACCGCAACUUCGUGCGACUUCCCCUCAUGUCUGGGAAAUACAUGCGCGUUGCCCACUUUGACAGGGCGGGGGCCCAUGUCUCGCCUGCGUUCAACUACCACGAGGACGCCAUUACCUUCGUCAAACUCAUCUGGCUGUUCAGCUCACUCGACGAGGCGGAAGUCGGUUACGACACCUCUAUUUACUGGGAGAAUGGUACUCGCUAUAUCGAAGUCACUUCUCCCUCUGUCUGGGAUCCAACUACCCAGUGCUGGAUUGCUUCCCUUGGCCCACCGAGGAAGUUGAAGAUCGUGCCACUGGAAGGCGAACUGCGUCCGCUUGAUCCCGUCUUUUUCCGACGCGCUAUUCGCUCGAGGGGCACAAAGUGCUGGCUGGUGGAAGGGCCCAACGGGGAGCGGUUCUACCUCAAGGACUAUUGGAUGGGGGCAGAACGCACUCCCGAGUCUGACCUCCUCCAAAGGGUCGCUGGUAUCUUCGGCGUUGGCCAAAUGCAUCUUUGGCAGAACAACAUCGCGACCAUUUACGCCCAACGUUGCCAUCAACCUGACGAGCAGAUAUUCGCGACUUACGUGACUGGCCGGCUUGUGGGGAACCGUGCUCUGAUGCGGAUCGUCCUCGACCGCUACGUGGGGACUUUCGAGGAAGCGGAAACCGCUCUCGAGCUUCUUGAGGCCACGCGUGAUGUUGUUUGUGGUCAUAGGGACGCUUUCAUCGAGAAAAGAGUCCUCCAUGGCGACAUCAGCUUCAACAACCUUCUCCUCACCGAAAACGCUCGGGCUGAAAAUCCGAGCCCCGACAAGCCGAAGGGCGUUCUGAUUGACUUCGACAUGGCCCGGCAUGUGUUGGCGAACGAAGAAGGACUGUUUACCGAUGGAAUGACGGGCACUCGCGCUUUCCAAUCUGUCAAGCUCUUGUUGAAUGACCCGCUCCUUGGACCCCACGACAACAUGGACGAUCUGGAAUCCGUGUUCUAUGCGCUCUGCUAUGUUUGCCUUGGCCACAACUGUGUCGGGAACAUGUUGCACCAGUUACCAAAGCCCAUUCAGCAAUGGACAACCACCACAGAAGGGUCAACGCUCGCGGACUUGAAGAAGAGCUUCCUGAAAGAUCCCCUUACCUUCGGUGUGCAGCGAUUCGAUGGCGACGAGCGCAAGAUUAUGCGAGAAUGUCUAAACGACAUGCGCCGAUUUUUCUUGCCUCGCAUUGAAGCCUUGGCCUCGAUUCUCGAAGAACAAGCUAUCAAUCUCGAGUCAGACGAGCCAGCCCCCGAGCCAUUGAGUCAUACAUUUGCCGAGGCCCGCGCCGAGUACCAGGAAUUCAUUUCCCUCAUCGACGCGUCGCUCGAUAAAUUGCGGGCACUUCCGCCAAAACCCGCUAGUACUCCAUCUAGUCCGGGCAAACGACGCCAUUCGGAGGAGGAAGAGACCCCUCCCUCCUCCGAGUCGACGUCUCCCUCGAGUCUCAAGCGUCAAAGACAGGUGGCUAACCGUCAACCAUUGGCGCAACCCAGGUUUCGCACUCGAGAACGGAAUUAG
Molecule: messenger RNA, 3753 nt
Organism: Mycena indigotica
Lineage: Eukaryota; Fungi; Basidiomycota; Agaricomycetes; Agaricales; Mycenaceae
Exons: 11
Coding region: 1-3753 (1250 amino acids)
Biological process (GO): protein phosphorylation
Molecular function (GO): protein kinase activity
Source: RefSeq, a predicted model, not a curated record